AUGGAGAAUCCGAAUACCAAUAUUGAAAUGUAUGGGAAGUUUACAUGGACCAUUAAUGACUUCUCCACGGUAAUGCCGGACUUGAGCUCGGAUCCGUUUUCCUUCGAUGGCCACAAAUGGAGGAUUAUUAUGGACUAUGUGAGCAACAGUUUGUCAAUUUAUUUGGAUUCUGCCGUUGAUAAUAUGCCUCAUGGAUGGGAAAAAACUGUAAAUUACAAUCUCAUUCUGAUUAAUCAACUCCAAGCCAAAAGAAAUAUAAUAAACGAAUGUAACGCAACCUUCCAUUCAAAUUCGCGUCCCUGCGGUUUCGAAGCCAUAGAUUUGAAUAAAUUAUGGGACUCUAGUUGCGGGUUCAUUGUAGAUGAUACUUGUAUAGUUGAAGUUCAUAUAAAAGUUGAGAAAGAAGUUGAUGAAUCUGUGAGGAACGUUGACAAUAAGCUUGUUGAAAGGAUUCAGAAUCUUCCACCUCAGGAAAUGAUUUCAACUGAGAUGGUGGAUUUUAGGGGAAUAGGAAAA
This is a messenger RNA of Vigna radiata var. radiata (mung bean), 516 nucleotides long. RefSeq names its product protein RESTRICTED TEV MOVEMENT 3-like. The annotation marks the transcript as partial. Gene Ontology annotation, molecular function: protein binding. NCBI's taxonomy places the organism in Eukaryota, Viridiplantae, Streptophyta, Magnoliopsida, Fabales, Fabaceae. The record is from RefSeq and is a predicted model, not a curated record. The transcript has 3 exons.